GUGAGAUUUAGAUGAUGUCCCGGCAACUGCAGCUUUACCUUCCAGCAUUGGAUUUGACCUUUUUGGAGACUCGACCAAGUCAGUCACCAUUUCCCAUAGUGUUAAUGUCAGCGCCAUUUGCAGGGCUAGCCUCGAGUUCGCACCUGUUCAGAGCAACAACGCUGAAGACUAUGCAGAAAGAUGUAAAGGACAUGAACCAAGUCCAAUCGUGUUCACGCACCCUUGCUUUGGAAGAUAGAUGAGGCUUGCGCAAGUUUGGCUCCAAGAAGUCGGGGCCGAAGGACUGAUACAGACACGAGGACUACCGGGAUUUGGGCAUGCUCCGAGAUAGAAGAUUCCUUGUUUGAGCCGUGGCAGCGCUGACACCAUGAGGUUUGUCCUCCUUCUGGUGAUUCUUGGCAUUGCACAGACCGUCGCGACAUCCACCUCUUCCAGCACAAGCACCACAACCUCGAGCAGCACAAGCACCACAAGUUCAAGCACUUCAAGCACAACGCAGGCUGAGCCCACUUGGACAUCACCGUCAGUAAGCGGCAGUGCACCUUCAGCUCGCUACGGGCAUUCGGCUGCGAUGAAUACUGAUGGCAAAAUGUGGGUAUUUGAUGGCUCUAGUAAAUUAGCCGAUUUGUAUUGCCUGGACACGCAGACUGGGACAUGGACAUAUCCAUCACUGAGUGGCAGCGCGCCUGCAGCACGCUGGUACCAUUCAGCCGUGAUGGCGAACGGAGGCAAAAUGUGGAUAUUUGGCGGCGGUGGGAGUAGUAGCAGUAACAUCAAAAACGAUGUGCACUACCUGGACACGCAGGCGGGAACACCUACCUGGGUGUCUCCAACAGUGAGCGGCAGCGCGCCUCAAGCUCGCUCUGGGCACUCCGCCGUGAUGGCUACCGAUGGCAAAAUGUGGAUAUUUGGUGGUUACAUCCUGUAUAACAGCCGACUGAACGAUUUGCACUACCUGGAUACACAGGCAGACACACCAACUUGGGUAUCUCCAUCAGUGAGUGGCAGCGCCCCUUCAAAGCGCAAUCUGCACUCGGCCGCAAUUGCCAGCGAUGGCAAGAUGUGGAUCUUCGGCGGUUCGACGUACAACAGUUGUGCCCACUGCAUCCUCAAUGAUGCGCGCUAUCUGGACACACAGGCCGCAACGCCAACUUGGGUAUCUCCAUCAGUGAGUGGCAGCGCCCCUGCGGCACGUUUCGAUCAUUCAGCUGUAAUUGCCAGCGACGGCAAGAUGUGGAUAUUUGGUGGCUAUGACGCUAACGGUGUCCUGAAUGAUUUGCAUUACUUAGACACACAGGUACACCAGUGAGGGCAAGUCAAUGGUGAGUGUACACUCACAUGGCUGCAUGCCAGAC
Messenger RNA from Durusdinium trenchii, 1355 nucleotides. Lineage: Eukaryota; Dinophyceae; Suessiales; Symbiodiniaceae. The record is from the annotation of a GenBank genome assembly.